CUGACCCUGAGGAAUGGAAAUAGAAAUAGGUAGACAAAUUUUAUAUGGUCUUGAACAGAAUAUGCAUCUUUUAUACGCGAUCAAAACAUAGAGACAUGCCAUCCAUUAUCAAUCUGGGCCAAGAUGUUCCACGUGGACUUCAGAGCCCUUAUCUUAGCGCGAUCAGCGUGCAUUAGCUUUGUUUAUGCCCAUUGCCUAAAGCGGCAAUUCGACGUCAAUGUAAACAACAACAUCAGCGCCGAUGAACUACCAACAACUCCGUGACAGCAUUCGACCCCGAUAUAGGCUGAUUACAUUGAUUUGAGACCAAGUAUCACUAUUCUUUUGAUGCUUAUACAUCUAGCCCCGCUCCUCCUACAGGAUUAGCUGAGAUCUGUAAUAACCAGGCACGCAUUCCUUCCCCGUCCCCGAGGGUAGGUACAGGAAGCCGGCGUGGACGUUUCGAUUGCGCCCCAAUAUUCCCACCAUGCCCGCUCGAGUUUCUGCCCGGGCCUCUUCGGCGACGUCUACUCGCAAGUCUUCAGCCCCGCCCGCUGAAAGAAGUGCGCCGUCUGUAUUCAUCCCACCAGAGCCCGCGCUGCCUACCUCGUCUCCACAUCUCCGGAAAAGCAUAGUCGAGAUUUUCUCAGAUGCGCAACGUUCAGCAACCGGCCAUAGGAAACUCGUUGUACGGUUAAGGAAGAUACAAGAAGGUUGUUGUGGAUUGCGACGGGAGAAGACGAAAGGGAAGGGAAGCAAGCAGCAUGAAGAGUCCAUAAACGAUGGCUUCACUGCUGACGACGGGGUGGCGGAGAAGGAGUUUAAUAUUGAGGUUUCCAGAUGCAUGCUGAGAAUCCUCGGGGUUAAAAAGACAGAAGGGGCGGCAGAUCGGGUCAUUAAAUUCCUCGGGACUUUCCUAAGACUAGCUUCCGAGAGAGAUUUUGAGGUGUUCCUUCAGGGAGACCCAGAUGAGACUCAGUCUCUACCAGAGACCCCUACUUCCAGGCUGAUAUUCAGCAUUGUGUCAACCAUGAUUCCACUCCUCGCGGCCAAGGAGAGGAUUAUCCGAUAUCGAACAACGCAGAUCGUGACUCACAUCGUCAAUUCACUAGAUUCUGUGGAUGAUGAGCUAUAUCACCUUAUCCGACAAGGUUUAGUCAAGCGCAUCAGAGAUAAAGAACCCUCCGUGCGCGUCCAGGCCGUCAUGGGCCUUGGGCGACUCGCCGGAAAUGAAGACGAAGACGACGAAUCGAGCAAGAACGAUGGGGCAGCAGCGCUCCUGGAUAGACUACUGGAUGUCCUUCAAAAUGAUACUAGCGCUGAAGUGCGACGCACGUUGCUUCUUAACCUUCCAUUAACGCCAACAACCCUACCUUACCUUCUAGAACGGGCCCGAGACCUGGAUGCACCAACACGGAGAGCAUUAUACUCGCGUCUACUUCCACAAUUGGGAGACUUUAGACAUCUCUCCUUGUCCAUGAGAGAAAAACUACUACGAUGGGGAAUUCGGGAUCGCGAUGACAAUGUCAAGAAGGCGGCUGGUAGGCUAUUUUACGAACGUUGGAUCGAGGAUUGCGCUGGGCGGCCCGAAGCUGAAGAAGAUGGCCAACAACCCACAGACAAAACUGCCCCACCCAGCAUGCCCGCGCUGAUGGAGCUUCUAGAACGGAUAGAUGUUGUGAACUCUGGAAUCGAGGGUGGAAUUGCUCAUGAGGCCAUGAGGAUCUUUUGGGAAGGACGCCCUGACUACCGUGAAGCAGUUGAUUUCAAUGAGCAAUUCUGGGAAUCUCUCACACCGGAAACAGUGUUUAUGGCACGAAGCUUCAACCAGUUCUGCAAGGAAGAGGGUGAUGGUAAAUAUCACGAUUUGGUGGAUGAAAAGAUUCCCGAAGUUACUGCACUGGCUUACUACCUCCAUAAGUAUACGGCUUCUCUUUUAGACAGGCUGAAUGGACCAGCAGAGGAUGAGCGCGCGGAAGAAGAAACCGUCGAGUGCGAAUUCGUUGUUGAGCAACUCCUGCAUAUCUGCCUUACUCUUGACUAUAGUGACGAAGUUGGCAGAAGAAAGAUGUUUGCUCUUCUCAGAGAGACAUUAGCAGUCCCUAAUCUCCCAGAGGAGGUAACAAAACUUGUCGUCGAGGCUCUGCGAGCGGUUUGUGGUCCCGACGCCGCUGGUGAAAGUGAGUUUUGUGGUGUCGUGCUCGAAGCUGUAGCAGAAGUCCAUGACACGAUCGUGUCAGAGGAUAGCUUUGUCUCCGCGAAGUCGGAACAGAGUGAGGAAAGUAGGAAAUCUAAGCGGAAUCGAUCCGAGACCCCUGGCGAUGAAGAUGAGGAAGAUGAGGAUGAUAGUGAAGAGGUUCCGUUUAACAAGGAAGAGGCUAAAGCCAAGCUUCUUCGCGAGAUUAUGGUGAACAUGAAGUGUCUUUAUAUCGCGCAAUGUAUGCUUCAAAAUGUUGAAGGCAACUUGCAAGACAAUAUGCACCUAGUUACCAUGCUGAACAAUCUGGUGGUCCCAGCAGUCAGGAGCCACGAGGCCCCUAUUAGAGAGCGUGGACUUCAGUGCUUGGGCCUAUGCUGUCUAUUGGAUAAGACGCUGGCUGAAGAGAACAUGAGCUUGUUUAUACACUGCUACACGAAAGGCCACGAGGCUCUGCAAGAAACAGCGAUCCGCAUUCUUGCCGAUAUCCUCACAACGCAUACUUCAAUCCUUCUACCAGUUCAAUCACCAAAUGAAAGCAACUCUGUCAUUCCUCCCCCGUUUCAAAAGCCAUUGCUCAGAGUGUUCGCCAAGUCAUUGAAAACCAGUUCCCCGCCAAUUGUCCAAACGGCGGCUGUCACUGCAUUGGCGAAACUAUUGCUUACUGGAACCUUAUCCCCGUCCGGCCCUAAUGUGCCCUUAUCGAUCAAAGAGCUGAACGAGAACUCCAUAGAUGCCCUCCUACAAGCUCUCGUUCUCUCAUUCUUCCAUCCCCGGACGCGGGAUAACCUAGCUCUCAGACAAGCACUGACGUACUUCCUGCCCGUCUACUGCCACUCCCGCGCUGCAAACGCUCAACACAUGCGUAAAAUUGCUGUGCCGGUAGUUCACUCAGUCUUAACUGCUGCCGAUGAUUUCUAUGCCUUAGAAGCCGAUGAAGACAGCGACGGAGAGAUCGAUGAAAGUGUCGGUGAAAAGGAAGUCAAAUCUCUCAUGUCGAAUGUUGUAGGCAUGCUUGCGGAAUGGACAGAUGAACGACGAAUCGUCGGAUUAGGUGGUGAAGCGCAACUUCCUGGGCUCUCUACCGCCACUAACAUCGCCGCAUUCCGGCCCAGCGACAGCCUCCAUCUAGCCCUGAUGCGGGAUGUCCUCCAACGCCUCCUCGGAGUGGGCUCGACGAGUGCUUCUACCAAAGAGGAGAAAAAACAUCUACUCUCCCUACUGAGCAAACUACACGUUCCAUCCCCACCUACACCUCCAACCGCGCCUUCACGGUCCGGAUCACGCGUACCAGAUGGUGUAGAUGAUCAUGAGAGUCUCCGCUCUAGCAUGCGCUCCAACAAUCUCACCGGCCAAGUUCAGUUCGCUUCCGAUGAUGAUGGGGGGUUACCGCUCCUUGUGAAGGAUCUACUAGACCAGGCGAUCUCCUCUGGCGUCGCGAGCGAUGCGACAGGCAGGAAUGCACUGGUUAAAGCGAAGAACGCGGUCUUAAAGCUUGUCGCUGCGGCCACCGCGGCCGCGGCAUCUAAGACGCAUACAAGCCGGGCUGUUUCUGUGACUAGUGCUAUAAGUCAUAGUAGUAGCGGUAGGCGGGAGAGUGGAAGGAGUCGAGGAACCAGGGGAAUGUCGAGGGAGGGUUCGGUGGCCCGUUCUGUGGCUUCUAUGGCUUCUAUGGCUUCUGGGGCGUCCGUGGCUAUCAAGAGAGAGCGCGGAGAUGAUGGUGAGAGCAUUUUAAGUGUGGUUCAGAGCGAGGCUGGGAGUGUGGAUGCGGGUAUGGAUGAGAGUCGGACGGAAGCUGGGGAGGGUGAUGAUACGAUCAUUUCUCGGAGCUCUGGCGGUGGCGGGAGGAAACGCGAGAGUACUGUUGAUACGGGGACGGAUGUGUUUACUGAUGCUGAGGGGUGAGCAGGGGAGGAUAUUAUGUUGAUAGUAGAGGAUUGUGACCCCGUUUUUGUUUUAUUUGGACUUUUAAAGCGGAUUCCUGGCCGGAAGACAUGAGGGUUUACUUUAUCUUUAUUUGGUCUCUUCUAUUUAUCUUGUCCUUUGGUUUUAUUUAUUGGCAACACCCGUCGCUUUUUUCUGCUGGUAUUGGUUCUGUCUGGUCUUGAUAAUCUCUGGUUUAAUGCGGUAUAUAUAAUGAAUGGAUACCUGAUUUCAAUUUACACAUCCAUUUUAGCUUCUGGCCUUAGCUUGAUAUUUUACGAUCUACAUACCGCCCCGGUAUCUCUCCGCAGAUGACGACGUGGUGAAGCUCAAGCGCGUCCAUCACAUUCGCACUCCUACUUCACAAAGGGUAUAUAUGUUAGGAGUGGCAGGGAAGGAUAAAACAGAAGAAUAGCCCUAGCUAUGAACGAGUUUAAUUGAGCAAUAGUUCAGUUCUGGGGAAUAGAUAAUAGAUAUAGAGCGGAGGAGGGAUGGGUUGUGCAUUUAAUAUAUGGGAUUUGAUGAUAGUGAGUUUAGGGGAAUAGGGGCUGGGGGAAGUCAAGAGGGGGAUAAUAAACAUGGGCUAGGCGAUUUUCUCAAUUUAGUAGGGAAGAGGAGAUAUGGGAGUGAGAUAGAGGAUAUAUAUAGAGAAAUAUGGGGCUGAAGCGGGGGGAGGAAGAAAGUCAACCUCGAACACACAACAUAGAGAGGGAGAGAGAGAGAGAGACAGCGGAGGGAAGGAGAAAGGAUAGAGGAAGCUGCAGCAACAAAAUAGUCCGAUAAAAGCUGUUAGUCAAUCGAUCAGGAGGGUGGGAGGGAAAGGAUUGGGGGCUCUAGAGUAUAGUACCGUGUCGCUAAUGACCAAGAAAAGGAGAAAAGAUAAUAUAGAAAAAAACAAUUGUAGGA
Blastomyces gilchristii SLH14081 is the source of this 5005-nucleotide messenger RNA. RefSeq names its product condensin complex subunit 3. Gene Ontology annotation, cellular component: condensed chromosome; condensin complex. Gene Ontology annotation, biological process: mitotic chromosome condensation. The transcript is spliced from 3 exons. Lineage: Eukaryota; Fungi; Ascomycota; Eurotiomycetes; Onygenales; Ajellomycetaceae. The record is from RefSeq and is a predicted model, not a curated record. Bases 467 to 4081 code for a protein of 1204 amino acids.